Messenger RNA from Rotaria socialis, 1080 nucleotides. The record is from the annotation of a GenBank genome assembly. Lineage: Eukaryota; Metazoa; Rotifera; Eurotatoria; Philodinida; Philodinidae.
AUGUCGGACAUAACACGUUUUACUUCCAAUCGUUCUUCACUGUCGUUUUCGUUUGAAUAUACUAUUCGAUAUUAUCUUCAACGUCUGCAUCUUCGUGCACAAUCAGCAUUUAUAUCACUUCAAGCUAUGCCACGUUAUCCAUUACGAUUUAAUCAAGUUCCACCGCUCUUUUGUGAACCUUACAUUCUACGUGGAUUUCGUUCCAUUCAUCAGCCAUGGUCUUAUUAUUUCAAAUCUCUUUUUCAUAAACAUAAUGAAACCAUGAAUGUUUGGAGUCAUCUAAUAGGAAUUUUAUAUAUGAUACAUUUAUUUUUUUAUUAUAAUACAAGAUUAAAUUUUUUCGAAAAUGCUCAUUCAUGGCCGUUUGCUGUUUCAUUGUGUACAGCCAUAAUAAUGUUUAUAUGUUCUGCAUUUGCUCAUUUAUUUCAUUCAAAAUCAGAAAAUGUUCAUAUGACAUGUUUUUUAAUUGAUUAUAUCGGUGUUAGUUUGCAUGGUUUUGGUUCAGGUUUUCUACAUAUUUAUUAUUCUGCACCACAAUGGUUUUAUGAGAAAAUUGAAUACCAAUAUGUAUUUGUUCUUCUUAUACUUGGAGUCUUAGCAUGUUUUCUUAAUUGUUUUGCACAAUAUUAUUAUCAUCGACCGUAUCCGCCGAUAAAACGUAUUUGUCAAUUUUUUCCAUGUGGAGUUCUAUGGCUUUAUUCAAUUGCUCCAUUAUGUAUACGUUUAUAUACAUCCAAUAUUUUAUCAAAUCCAGCAUUAAUAUGUCAUUUAGCACAGAUCAUUUUAUUUCUUGUUGGUGCCACAUUUUUUGGUUUUGAUUUACCUCAACGAUUUUGUCCUGGUCUACUUGAUUUUGUUGGACAGGGUCAUCAUUUAUUUCAUGUAUGUGUUUAUUUAGUAAGCGUUUGCCAAAUGCAUGGUGUCUAUUGGGAUUAUGAAGAGUUUCAAAGUAUAAUUGAUCAACGAAGUAAACCUGAAUUAAUAUUUUGUGCUGGUUCAAUGUUUUCUCUAAUAGCAUGGGAUUUUGUUAUUGUUUGUUUUUUUCGAAGACGAAUUCAUAAAACAUAUCAUAUAGAUUAG